This is a messenger RNA of Papilio polytes (common Mormon), 4719 nucleotides long. It is a transcript of the gene Tbc1d8-9, whose product is annotated as TBC1 domain family member 9B. Lineage: Eukaryota; Metazoa; Arthropoda; Insecta; Lepidoptera; Papilionidae. The record is from RefSeq and is a predicted model, not a curated record. Bases 269 to 3667 code for a protein of 1132 amino acids. The transcript has 19 exons.
GACAGAGUUAAGGGUUCAGGAUAAUUGGGCAAAACCAGUGUAAAAAAAAUAAUUUUUACAAGUGCAAGACCUAACACCACGGUAAAAUGUCAAACUGAUGUCAUCAACGUCAUGUCAUUGUCAAAUUUUAAUCAAGUCGCCCUUCAGUGUUGUUUUCUGCGAUUGUUUUGUUAGAUUUUUUAGAUUAAUUUGUACGGCAAUGAAAAAGUCAUAAUAGCCCGGGAAUGAAUAUCGGUAUAUGCAAUUCAUAUUUAAGAAAACAGUAACUAUGUGGGUUAAACCGCAAGAAGUCUUCAUAAAAACUGCGCUGUGGGACUGUGAUGAGACAACCUUAUACUUCGUUCUUCAAAGAAGAAAGGGCCAUGGCAAAUCAAAAGGACUAUCUUCGCUUCUAGUGGGCACACUCGAUAGUGUCUGGGAUACAAAACCUGCCCCCUUUAGAAUACUACACCAAACUCCUAACUCUGAAAUAUAUUAUGUAAUAGCCACUGCAUUAACAGAGAAAGAAAUCCAACAAGACUGGCAGUGGUUGUUUGACAAUGUAAGCCCUACCUUGCAUUCUUUUGAUAGUGAAGAAGAGAUUACAGAAUUUGUAUGUUGUAAAAUUAACUCCAUUAUUGCUACUGAACAGGAGAAUUUAACUGAAGAUGAAGAUACAUACAAAAAUGUUGAUUAUGAAUUUCACCAAAGAUUUGCAUUGCCAAAAGAUGAGAAACUGGUGUGCUAUUAUUCCUGCAGCUAUUUGAAAGGUAAAAUUCCUCGACAAGGUUGGUUAUAUCUGUCAGUACACUAUAUGUGUUUCUACUCUUAUAUACUUGGAAAGAAGACAUCUCUUAAGAUAAGAUGGGCGGAUGUGACUGAACUAGCAAAGACCAAUAGCAUAUUAUUUCCGGAUUCAAUCAAAAUUGUUACAAGAGAUGGGGAACAUUAUUUCACAAUGUUUUUGAAGAAGGCAGAAACUUUUGCCUUAAUGCAGCAACUAGCUAAUAUAGCUAUGAAACAGUUGAUCGACGACAAAUCCGGCAGCUUUAACAUGGAUAAAGAUUUACUUACUAAGCUGAGUAAGAAUGUACCAAAGAAGCCAUCAUUCCUUAAACGAGAUUUGGACGCGAGGAAACAAUCGAAUCUGUACACACUACGCUUUCGACUACCGCAUACUGAGAAACUGGAUGGUAGCGAAGAAUGUACCUUAUGGACACCAUAUAAUAAAAGAUAUAAUUGGGGCAGAUUGUAUCUUUCGCAGAAUUUUAUAUGCUUCGAUAGCAGGGUGAGACAUCUGGUGAGAUUGACGAUACCAUUGCGGUAUGUUCACCAAGUGGAGCGCGCGGACUCUGGCAGCGCUGGUAGUUCCGACUCUGGGAGUAUCCUCAUCACCACCGCCCAUCACACCAGCUUUCUCUUCGGGAACAUAUCUGAUAGAGAUUUCCUCGUACACAAGAUAUCUGAACUGCUGGCCAAAUUGCCCAAUGAUUUAUAUAGGGAGAAAGCGACACGUGUUCAGGACAAGCACGAGGAGGGGCCGGACUGGACGCCGCAGCCGCCGCUCAUGACGCUGUUCAAGACUCACCAGACGGCAACCAUUAAACAAAUACAGCAGAAAAAGGAAAAACAAUGGGAGGAUCACAUGGCGGAGGUGGGUCGCGGUGUAAGCAUGUAUCAGACGACAGCUGGCAGUGAACUUGUAGUGAACGGUAUACCGGAGUCCCUGAGAGGCGAAUUGUGGAGCGUCUUCUCAGGUUCUACACUACAGAAAGUACAGAAUAAAGGCCUGUAUGCGAAGUUGGUUAAUGAAGCACUCUCCUCUAAAAAUCAAGCAAAUGAUGAGAUCGAAAGGGAUUUGCAUAGAUCGCUGCCAGAACAUCCUGCGUUCCAAAAUGAUGUCGGUAUAUCCGCGCUGCGGCGCGUGCUGUGCGCGUACGCGCUGAGGAACCCCACCAUAGGGUACUGCCAGGCGAUGAACAUUGUAGCCUCCGUGCUGCUCAUCUACUGCCCCGAGGAGCAGGCCUUCUGGCUGCUGGCCACCAUAUGCGAGACUCUGCUGCCUGAUUACUAUAACACAAGGGUCGUUGGGGCUCUGGUGGACCAAGGUGUGCUGGACGAUCUGACAAAGAGCCACCUGCCGGAGCUGCAUGCUAAGCUGGACGAGCUCGGCAUGAUGAAGAUGAUCUCCCUCUCCUGGUUCCUCACGCUCUUCAUCAGCGUGAUGCCGUACGAAUGCGCCGUCAACGUUAUGGACUGCUUCUUUUAUGACGGCGCUAAAGUUAUAUUCCAAGUAACUUUGACAAUUCUGGACAUCAAUCGAGACAAGCUGCUUAAAUGCGCAGAGGAUGGGCAGGCGAUGCAGGUGCUCAGUGACUACCUCGAGGGUAUUUUCAACGAGGAGGCCAUGGCGCUUUCCACUGAGCCCAGGACUGCCGACAAGACGAUCAAGAUCCAGGAAGUAGUGUACCAGUCGUACCGGUCGUACGGCGCGGCGGUGAGCAGCGAGUGCAUCGAGCAGCUGCGGCUGAAGCACCGCCUGCGCGUGGUGCGCCACCUCGAGGACAGCCUGGAGCGCAACACGCUGCGCGCGCUGCAGCAGGACCGCCUGCUGGACCCCGCCGAGCUGCAGGAGCUGCUGAGCGUGAUCCGCGAGGAGUUGUUCUGGGCGAAGCGCGUGCCGUGCGAGCGGCUGGAGGCGCCGUACGAGGCGUACCGGCUGGACUACGCGCAGUUCCGCGCGCUCUUCUCCGCGCUGUCGCCCUGGGCGCGCGCGCCCUGCGCCCCCUGCGACACCAUCACCGCCAGGAUCUUCAAGCUGAUGGACCACGACGAUGACGGCAUGGUGAGCGCGCGCGGGCUGAGCGUGGCGCUGGGGCUGAGCGCGCGCGCGGACGCGCAGCGCCGACUGCGCGCGCUGUACUGUGCGCACGCGCCGCCGCUGCUGGGCGCGCACGACCUGCUGCCCGCGCACUACACCGACACCGGGGAGGAGCUCGCCGCUGACGCCAUCUCCUUCUUUGACAAUGUGGAGAGUCCGGGUGGUGGGGAGAGUGCGGGUGGUGGGGAUGGUGCGGAGGGUGCGGGGGGUGACCGCGGGCUGCAGCGCUCCAUCAGCCAGGUGUGCGAGGCGGGGUACAUGGACAAGUCUGCCGACGCCGCUUGCACGCAGCCAGAGUGUGAGGCGGGGCUGGUGCGUGCGUGCGCGCUGGUGGGGCUGGCGGGGGCGGGUGCGGGGGCGGGGGCUGCGGGCGCGCCGCCGCUGCCGCGCGCGCACCUGCUGCGCCUGCUGGCCGCGCUGCACGGCCUCACCGAGCACAGCGCGCCGCUCUACGAAGCUGUCGCUAGGGCCGGCACGCUGCUGCUGCAGCUGGGCGAGCUGUCGCGGCCGGCGCUGGGCCGCGAGGAGUCCUGCGACAGCCUGUACCUGGCCGCCGCCGCGCACCGCCACACGCACCUCGCGCUGGAUCCCAACGGUAACCAAACGAUGGAGGAAGCCACCUCUGAAACAUCGCCGUCGAAGGAAAGUGAACCUUCAGCGGAGAGCGAAUGGUUUAUAACCCUGGAGCAGUUCCUGGCGACGAUGCUGACGGAGCCGCUGCUGGAGGAGUUCUUCAACAGGCAGUUCCCUCUGCUGCCGCAGCUGGAGGCGCUGCGCCGGAGAGACCGCUCGCAUUCCAUACCUUAACUUCUAUACUUUGCUGAAGUUUAUUUUAUCAUAACCUAUUGAUUCAUUAGUGUUUGGCCUAUGUUAACGGAAUAAAACUCAAGUUACGUAGUUCGGAAACUCAUUUCUUGAAGCUAUCGAACCAAUAACACUAACGAAUGGUUAAACGUUGGGAAACCGGACAUUAGAGUAUUAGAGUCGCUGAACAAAACACAAUUGUUAAUGAAUUAUUUAACGGCAGAUGUAAUUGUUCAUAAAUCGAAAACGCCCGUCUGUUAUAACGUAUUUUAAUGGAAUUCGUUUAAAUGUGACGUUUAAAAAUAUUGCGUCAAAUGUUCGUUUUAGUAUUCGGCUUUGAGUAUAGCUUUAUGUAUUUAAUUCGAUUUUACUUUCAUAAUGACCAACUAAUCUUGAUACUUGACUUUAAUGAAGUGUCGGGAUUAUACUCCGUCUAGUUAUUGACAAAAAAAUAUAUUGGUAACACCCUAAAUUGAUUUCACUAAAGCUUAAGUUUUUAGUUAUUAACAAUUUUAGUUUUUAUUAUAACCAAAACCAAAAGUUUACAACGAAUAUUUUGAAGGAUCUAUUCUAUUUAGAUCGUGUAUAUUUGAAUAGAAAUUGUGUUAUGCAAUAUGACAACAGCAAUAUUUUUUUAAUCGUAAUAUUUAAUUAAUUUUAAAUGAUUUCUUAGCGACUACAAAAUAUGUACUUAAGAAAAAAGUAAUAAAAAAAAUCUAAACUUUAAUAAUUUUGACAAAAAUAUACAUUCCAAUUUUGAAUAUUUUUUAAAAAAUUUAGUACACCUUAUUCUUCCUUUAUUUAGGUCAUAUUUAAGCCAUAUUAGACUAUAAGUAGACGUACAAAGAGGGGGGCUAACAAAUUGUAAUAAAUUUGUCACCCCCUCCCACUUAUCCUCUGACAAGAUAGUAUGUUCACGUGUUUUGCGAUUACUUAAGCACGCUAUGACGUCAUCGGAGACUACAACUGUUUUCGUGCACGCAUUGUAUUUAGAAAAUUUAUGUAUCGUGUUUUUUCAAUUAGCUUGUUUCUUUGUAUGUAUUCAAUAUUGUGAG